This is a messenger RNA of Cyclopterus lumpus (lumpfish), 4024 nucleotides long. RefSeq names its product RNA polymerase II elongation factor ELL2-like. Gene Ontology annotation, biological process: positive regulation of transcription elongation by RNA polymerase II; snRNA transcription by RNA polymerase II; transcription elongation by RNA polymerase II. NCBI's taxonomy places the organism in Eukaryota, Metazoa, Chordata, Actinopteri, Perciformes, Cyclopteridae. The record is from RefSeq and is a predicted model, not a curated record. Gene Ontology annotation, molecular function: cis-regulatory region sequence-specific DNA binding. The coding region runs from base 1 to 1833 and encodes 610 amino acids. The transcript has 12 exons. Gene Ontology annotation, cellular component: transcription elongation factor complex.
AUGGCUUCGCUCAGGCAGGAGCACCACUACGGGCUCUCCUGUGGAAAAAAUAACAAAAACAGCCCCAACAGGACGCUGUACCAUGUCAAGCUCACCGACACGGCUAUCAGAGCGCUGGAGGCUUACCAACAACUCAAGAUCUCUUUACCAAGUGAGCCAUCCAUUUGUUUCAAAGGAAACCAAGGGUACAUCAAGAUCCCAGCUCCCACACCAGAGUCACCUACUGCUCUUCGCGUCUUUUCCUUCUACUUAUCCAGCGACAGCAAAGACCAACCUCAAGCCAGCUUUGACUGCAUCCAUCAAUACGUUUCAAGUGACGGCCGCGAGCAGCUGGAAGGUCAAGGCAUCAUCCAGGACAAGAUCACAGUGUGCGCCACUGACGACUCCUACCAGAUGACCCGUGAGAGGAUGUCUCAGGUGGAGAAGGACAGCUGGAGUCGCUCUGCCAUUGAGAUUAAACCCGGAGCCACACAUCCAACUAAAUGUGUCAAAAUCCACAAGAGGCCAGCCCCGCUGUCUGCAUCAGACAGCAGCUUCUAUAAGCAGUCCACCAACAACAACAAGAAGAACGGCGGCAUGGCCACGCCGACCCAAAAGCCCUUGAGGGAGCGCAUCAUCCACCUCCUCGCUCUCAAACCCUACCGGAAACCAGAGCUGCUGCUGUGGCUGGAGAGAGAAAGAGCCGGCCCAAAGGAUAAGGCCGAGCUGGGUGCUACACUGGGGGAGGUGGCAAAAGUGAAUCCCAAAGACAGCAGCUACCUGCUGAGGGAUGACUUCUACAAGCAUGUGCAGAGGGACUGGCCCGGCUACAGCGAGGAGGAGAGGCAGCAGAUCAGCAGGCUGCUGGCCAGGAAGUUGCAGCCACUUAUCGGCCAACAAUCAAGGAAUCUUUCAGAGAAUGUGUCGAUGCUGAAGACCCCAGAGGAUACAACGCUACAUCACAGCACAGCAAAAAACCCUGCAGUGAAACGUCCCGUGCCUUUUGACUCACUGGAAAGGCUAAAUGUUAAGAGACAAAGAUCUGCGAACCAGAAGUUGCAACAGCAGCCCACAGUAAACGGACCGUUGGACAACAAAGGACACAACAUUGCAGCUCCUAUGCUCAAUCCCAGUUUCCACACAAAGACUGAGUUUCAACGGACAAGUAACCAUACUGGUAACCAAAACGGCUCAUCAGGGGGCCACAUUGGCUUUCCUGUAAUGCACAAACUGUCUAGCGCCUCUGACACACCUGUCUCAGAGAGCACAGAUCAAGAACCCAAAGAAGGCAGCCACCAGACCCCGCAGGGGGUCUCUGACUGCGCUCAGCAGCAGCAGCUCGCCAGCAGCCAGCACAGGAAGAAGAAAUCUAAAAAGCACAAAGACAAGGAGCGGGAGAGGUUAAAAGACAACAAGAGCAGUGAAUGGUUGGAGACGAGUCCCGAUCUCAAGCAGAGCCUGGACAAACUUGACAAUCCUGACAUCACAAAUGCUGUGGCCUCUGAGGAGAAGCCAGAUUAUGUGCUAACAUAUGGCGCCAUCAUGAGUUUGGAGCAACGUGGAAGGUACCAGGAGGAUUUCUGUGCAGAGUAUGAUGAAUACAAAGACCUCCACUCCAGGAUCGCCACCAUAACUCACAUGUUUGUUCAGCUAGGAUCCAAGAUGAAAAGCUUGCACCCUGGCACACAAGAAUAUAAGAUAAUGGAAGACCAAAUACUAGAAAAGUACAACAAGUAUCGAAAGAGGUUCCCAGGCUAUCGGGAAGAGAAGAAACGCUGCGAAUAUCUCCAUGAGAAACUGUCUUACAUCAAACAGCUAAUCAUAGACUAUGAUGUCUCUCAGGCUUCUUCAUAGCAUCGGCUCUCCCCUUUAUCAGAUUGUUUUAUAUGGAACGCACUUCUUUGCAACAAAAUUGCCCUAAUGGUUUUUGCCAGGUUGUUAAAACCAGUGUCAGUGUCAGCCAUUUUAUUGGAAAUAUGUAAGAGGAAGUAAAUAUGACUUUUAUUGACUUUGUUUUUGACACAUGUUGUCAUACAUUGCUCGAUGCAGUGUUCUCCUUUCCAUUUUUCUAGAUUUAAAGACAUGCAGUGUCAUUUUAAAUUCCAUAUCAACAUUGCCUCAUUCAUGAUACUCGAUUUGAAAUGGCCCAGUGCAAAAAAAAACUGAACUGUUUGAAGUAAUUUUAUUUCAGGUUUAGCCUUCAUGUCUUAUGAUAUAAAUGGUGUGAGAUCAUUUGACUUGAACCCUUAAUGUUUCAGGCGUUUUUCUGGAAGCAAGACUAGUUUAAAGCCGUUGCUGCAUUUGCAUCAGGAUAUUAAAACUUGAUUUUUAAUAAAAUCUUUAAAAGAAGUUGAUUUUGUAUCGGAAACAAGUAAAAUUAUUUUACUCCUUGGUAGAAAAUAAUAUUUUUAGGUUAUGUAUAAAGUGUUUUUGCAAUAAAAGCAGUAAGGGGCUUGUACUUUCCACCUGAAUUCAUCUGAAUAGAUUUUCAAAUUAUUGCUAAUAAAAUACUUGCUAACAUUUUAAAAGCAGCUGAUUCCACUGAGAAAAUGGUUUAACAUGUUAAGAUUUAGUUGAUGCUAUCUCCCAAAUGCACUUGUGUUUAAAGUAUUUAUUCACCACACCCCUUUCUUUUGAGUGACUGGUAAAGGGACCAUCAUGCUUGGCCUUGGAUGGCUGUUGUAAUAUUUGUGUGAAGAAGGACCAUUUCCUCCCCAAAGCCAUUAAUGACAUUGUUUAUUGGUCCCCAGUUCUAGUUUCAGUAUUCUAACCCACUGGGUGUCUUUCUCUCUUGUUUUCAUUCUUUAGAACUACUGAUGUAUUUAUUUAUAAGCCACCUGCCUUUAUUGUGCUGUUUGUCUCCUCAGCUUGAUGCGUCAGGUCUUGUUAGAUCAAAGUGUUUGUCCGUUCCAAGUAGCUGGAUUGGAGUUUGUGAGCAGAUCAAAGGUUUUACGAACAUGUUACGUAACUGACACAGUUGUGACGAGUGAAUGGGAUUAUCAUAAAAAGUUGUGGUACUAUGUCAAACACUUGCCUGGAGGGUUUUUUAGCCUUCAGUUUCCAGUUAAUAAUCAUUGCCCAUUCAUUUUUUUGUUGUUGUUGUUGUUGCACUAAACCCAGUCUGAAAAAGGGGACAGUGGACUAGUUAAAAAUAUUCAUGCAGAUUGUAAUUGUCCAGAAUGUUAUCAUGCAGUCAAUGACAUGGAAGCCUUAAUAUUACACUUUUAUAGGACAAAAUCCAAAAAACUGCCAAUAUCAACAAGGAGUCAUUAUCCACACACAUCUGUUGUCUGCCUUAUAUUAUUGUUAGCUGUAACAUUUAAACUUGUUUUAACCAUUUCUCUGUUCAAAUGAAUGCCAACAGUGGCUUUCCCAUAUGUUUGCUUUCUAAAGGAAAUGUUUCAUCAUUUUAAUAAAAAAAAAGAGUAAUGCACAGUUUGAUUGGCUAUGACGUCAUUCCGCAUUCAUCCGUUGCAUUUGUAAUCCUUCUCUGUUUUUCAUAAUCAUCAUUGAGAUGUGUGGUCAGGUGCUUUUCAUUAGGACUACCACUUUGGUUUAUAUUGCGGCUGAUAUUCCUGUUGACAGCUCUGAGCACAUGGAGAAGUUUGAUUGGAUGAUCGUCUCCUGUAGGAUUCCUGUAAUUCCUCCAAUUCCUGCACAAAAAAGAUACAAUAGUUCAAAUAAUCUAUUCCAAUCAUUUAGUGGGUGGGAAUUAUUAUAAGGUUUCAGAGAGGGGACAGUUAUAAUGGCAUCAAGUGGUUGAUUUGAAGACCAUAAUUAUCUGUGGGUUAUUGAGUUUGAUGGAGACCAUAAUUAUCUGUGGGAUAUGCGAGUUGGAUAAAUUAAUCACUGGUGUUGAAGAUGGAAUAUUUUUUCCAAAAGCACUAAAUUAAUUUUAUUUAUCUGUGCAAGUCUUAAUCACAAGCUACAAAAGAAAAAUCAUGAAGUGUUUUGUUUUUUGGACUGGAGCUAUUUAUUUAUAAGGCACCAGUACUGCACAGUAGGUGUUUUUGUUUUUGUACUACAUGCUGAAAGGAAAGCCUCA